AUGGCUAGCUCUCUUGCGAAACUGGGGAAGCGUAUGGGUUUUUCACGCCCUAUCGAAGAGAAGUCGGGAAAGGCAAGAGCCUCAUCCCUGCCCGGAGAACUAUGCCGCCACUUUUCUCUGGACGAAAUCAAAACAGCAACUAAUAACUUCAAUAAAGAAUUAAUUGUCGCUAAGGGUGGCUUUGGCAAGGUAUACAAGGGUUUCAUUGACAAGGCUCCCUUACACUGGCCUGUGGCGAUAAAGCGCUUGAGCCCGAAUACAUGCCAAGGUGUAGAAGAGUUCAGGACGGAGACUCUAUUGCUCUGUCAGAUUCGCCAUGUCCACGUCAUUCCAUUAAUCGGAUACUGCAACGAUGAGGGCGAGAUGAUCCUCGUCUACGAUUUCAUGGCCAACAACAUUCUCCGUGAACACCUUUACGACACCGACAAGGCCCCCAUUCUGUGGAAACAGAGGCUCCAGAUUUGCAUCAGAGUGGCGCGUGGCUUGCACUACCUACACACGGGCUUGAAGCACACAGUUAUCCACCGUGACGUGAAGACGACCAAUAUACUUUUGGACGAUAAAUGGGUAGCCAAGGUUUCAGAUUUCGGAUUGGUGCCUUUGGAUCUGGAUAACAUUGGGGUUAGUACGAUGGUAAGGGGUACAUUUGGAUAUUUGGAUCCGGAAUACGCAAGACGCCGACAACUGACUGAAAAAUCCGAUGUGUACUUCUUCGGCGUGGUGCUCUUGGAAGUAUUAUGUGCCCGAAAAGCUUUGAAUCCCAAACUGCAGGAAGAGCAAUGGAAUUUGGCCAACUGGGCCCGAAAAUGCAACGAGAAGGGGAGCAUCGGCAAAAUCAUAGAUCUCUAUUUGGAGGGGAAGAUAGCUCCGGAAUGCUUCAAGGUAUACGUGGAGAUUGCGAUGGCUUGCGUGCAAGAUCAGGGGAUUCAACGGCCUACGAUGGUAGAUGUGAUGGAAAAGCUCGAACUUGCACUGGAGCUGCAAGAGAAGGCGGAUGCCGAGAGACCGGGUUUCAUUGACGAGGGUAACUCCAGGUCUGUGGUGAUAAAGCGCUUGUGCGUGGGUUCAAAACAAGGUGUAGAACAGCUCAGGACGGAGACUCUAUUGCUCUGUCAGAUUCCCCAUGUCCACCUCAUUCCAUUAAUCGGAUACUGCAACGAUGAGGGCGAGAUGAUCCUCGUCUACGAUUUCAUGGCCAACAACAUUCUCCGCGAACACCUUUACGACACUGACAAGGCCCCCCUUCUGUGGAAACAGAGGCUCCAGAUUUGCAUCGGAGUGGCGUGUGGCUUGCACUACCUACACACGGGCUUGAAGCACACAGUUAUCCACCGUGACGUGAAGACGACCAAUAUACUUUUGGACGAUAAAUGGGUAGCCAAGGUUUCAGAUUUCGGAUCGUCCAAACAGGUUUUGAAUUAUGACAUUAAGUUUAGCAACCUCGUAGUGGACGAUGAGGUUACCAGUUGGCCUUUGGAUAUUGGAUUGUCCGAACAGAUUCCAAGUAGCACUGCGGCUAGUUACAACUUCUUGAGUGGUAAGAGGGUGCCUUGGGAUCUGGAUAACAUUGGGGUUAUUACGAUGGAAGUGCAAUGGAAUUUGGCCAACUGGGCCCGAAAAUGCAACGAGAAUGGGAGCAUCGGCAAAAUCAUAGAUCCCUAUCUGGAGGGGAAGAUAGCUCCGGAAUGCUUCAAGGUAUACGUGGAGAUUGCGAUGGCUUGCGUGCAAGAUCAGGGGAUCCAACGGCCUACGAUGGUAGAUGUGAUGGAAAAGCUCGAACUUGCAUUGGAGCUGCAAGAGAAGGCGGAUGCCGAGAGACCGGUAGAAGAUUAUGAUCUGUCGGCCUGGAAGUCAGGCAUGUCGUCGGACUCGGGUCGUACGACCUACAGUGAUAUAAUGGAAGAUAAGGAGAACAGCCAAGGAAGUCUACAAAUUGAUUUGUUUGGAGGUUCAAUUUAG
This is a messenger RNA of Juglans regia (Persian walnut), 1959 nucleotides long. RefSeq names its product receptor-like protein kinase FERONIA. NCBI's taxonomy places the organism in Eukaryota, Viridiplantae, Streptophyta, Magnoliopsida, Fagales, Juglandaceae. Gene Ontology annotation, cellular component: plasma membrane; plasmodesma. Gene Ontology annotation, biological process: protein autophosphorylation. The transcript has 5 exons. Bases 1 to 1959 code for a protein of 652 amino acids. Gene Ontology annotation, molecular function: transmembrane receptor protein tyrosine kinase activity; ATP binding. The record is from RefSeq and is a predicted model, not a curated record.